CUUUAACUAAUUGCCUUUUGUUCCCAUACCCAAUUAGGUUCUCGAGACGUCUACUACCACGACUACUCCAUCAAGGAGAAUUUGAGACAAAAAGAGAUCAACUUUCAAUAUAAGGUGACGACUUCGACUGAGGAAGGAACUUAUUGCCGCCAAUAUAUAUUGGACCGGGCCGAUCGAUUCAACGACAAGAAACGCCUUCGAUUUAUGCAGACAUUCAGCAACAGUCGGUGGUAUAACAAGUCGCUUGACAAUUACACGUUCACGAUGAGCAUCGCUCAUCAGGAAAGCGACGCUGUCGCGCCCAGCAAUUACCCUAUGACCCAUGGUCCCCAGCUGGCCACUCAACCCGCCGUCCUUCACCCCGCCGGCAUGAAUCCUACAGGCAUGUUACCUGCCACCGCUUUCCCAGUCAACCAAGGAAAUGAGCACCAUGGCUUUUAUGCAAAUAUGCCAGCCAAUGCAGGGUCCGCUGCGGCUAAUAUGGGUUUUGCCCCGCUGACCCCUCCCCCGGACAACCUUUUUGUUCCAGAGCAGGUCAAUCUUCACCAAGUCGACCUCGAGGAGGAUGACUCCGAGGACGAUGACUCCGAGGACGAUGACCCCGAGGACGAUAACCCCGAGGACGAUAAUCCCGAGGACGAUGACCCCGAGGACGAUAACCCCGAGGACGAUUGCCCCGAGGACGACGACCCCCAAGAGCACAACCCCCCAGAGCACAAACCCCAAGAUGGCGACCAGUCGAAUACCAUUAUGCCUCCUAUUGUGAGGCCCAAUCGCACAGUCACAAGAAACGAUGAAGGCCAGAUUUGUUGCAUCCGGGAGAACUGCGAAGAAGGCAACCCAAUUUUUAAACGCAAGUGCGAGUGGUCGAAACAUAUGGAUAAGCACGAGCGUCCAUAUACAUGCAUCGUAAACAUGUGUCCCAAGCAGCAAGCUGGAUUUACGUACACUGGCGGUCUGAGACGACACUACAAAGAAGUGCACCGUUUUCAGGAUAAAAAGGACAUUAAGAAUGAUAAAGAGAAACCGAAAACUUUUACCUGUCCCCAUCCUAGUUGCGUUCGCCAUUCUCAAGAAAGAGGAUUCAUGCGGCAGGAAAACCUCAGUGAGCAUGUCCGCCGCGUGCAUACCGGCGUUGUGCCAAAUAACCAAGCCGAUGCUCAACAAGCCGGAGCGCGACCUGCUGAAGCGCAACCAGCAGAGACGCAGCCAGCAGAGGCGCAGCCAGCAGAGGCGCAGCCAGCACAAGCGCAGCCAGCCAGAGCACAGCGAGGCAAAGCGUCGCGAGCUAGAGCAACGCGAGCCAGAGCUCCAGCAAAGGUUGCUGGCCAGAAGCGGAAGGCGGAAGGCGAUCUCCGCGAGGAGAAUAAACGCCUGGUGACAGAGAUUAAGAGCCUUCGCGAGAAGGUUACUGGAUUGCAAGCCGAACUUCGAAACCGCUCGGCUUAUCAACAUCAGCCAGCCGGACAGAUUGGGUCUGGUCAGACGGUUCAGCCUAGUCAGGAGCUACAGGCUCCUUCCAACAUUGAGGCGGUUCGAGGGAGUUCCCAAGCCUAGGGUGCUUCGGGAAUCAACUCUCACUCGGACUAUCCUAUCCCGAGCCUUGGAGGUUCUCGCUUUGAUCUCAACGCUCCUACAACUGCUCCGCAGUUUUCCGCAGCCCAGGGCUACCCUGAUUUGAACUUCAACCCUCAGCUGCAAAAUGCUGGCGCGGCUCCAACCGCUUCGUAUUUCAACCACGACCGAACUUACCAGGCACCGGGGAUUCGAAAUGCCGAAGCCCCUUCCAACACUGAACAGCGUCAGCAGUAUCCCGCCGAUC
Hypoxylon fragiforme is the source of this 1822-nucleotide messenger RNA. RefSeq lists its product as uncharacterized. Bases 205 to 1557 code for a protein of 450 amino acids. The transcript has 2 exons. The record is from RefSeq and is a predicted model, not a curated record. NCBI's taxonomy places the organism in Eukaryota, Fungi, Ascomycota, Sordariomycetes, Xylariales, Hypoxylaceae.